Molecule: messenger RNA, 2612 nt
Organism: Brassica rapa (field mustard)
Lineage: Eukaryota; Viridiplantae; Streptophyta; Magnoliopsida; Brassicales; Brassicaceae
Molecular function (GO): acyltransferase activity, transferring groups other than amino-acyl groups
Source: RefSeq, a predicted model, not a curated record
UCGUACAACGCAAUGCCCUUUCUUCUUCAUCACACUGAGAAGUUCUUGUAGAAAAUGUUCCUAGCAACAAGGGUAGUUGUCCCUGAGAGAAACUUAUUUUAAGAUCAUAACGGAUACCUUGUCCCUCAGAAAAAAGUGUUGAGGCCAGAAGGAGCUCUUCAAACCCUGUUUCAUAAGUAUUCAUCAGAAAAUAAUGUAAAUAUAUAUAACCAUUAAAGACAAUACUAUAACUUCUCAGUUUGAGUUGCUUUCAGUAAGGAUUGGCAUAGUGCGGACCUGGAAACGUUUAACUAUAUGUAGCUAGAACGUACGUACGUACGAUUUUUACUGGAUAAUAUAAUGUGUAUAGGUUUACAACUUUGGGUUAUGUGUAUAUCUCUGUGUGUUUAAUCAAAAGCUAACUAGAAAAUUUGAAAAAUGUCAUGUGUAUAAGAGGUUGACUUGUUUUUUUGGUUGACUUGGUUUUGUAAAACUUGAUUGAUUCUCACAUCUAAGCUCUAACAAAAAUAUGCAAUGGUUAAAUAACUAAAUAAAUUUACAAGCAAUGGCUAACAAUGUCGCGAUUGCUACGUGCUGGAGGACCUAUAAAAGUUUGUUGCUAAUGGGUGGCAUUUAUUGUGAGUAUCCAAAGCUUCGAAAGUAGAUUAAAAGAUUACAGUCUACAUACGGAAAUCAUGGGUUCAAUUCAUUUGGUUCGAAUUUUAGCUGGGCAGUCUCACAAUAAUACAAAAAGUAGGUGGAAGGCUGGACGCUGAACACUUUCUUUUUGUAGAAGUAUCUACUGUCUACUUAAAGCAUUAUGAUACAAUAGAGACUGUAUGAUAUUUUGCUUUUUAAUUAACAACACCUAAUCAUAACGUUUAAGUAUACAUCAGUACUUAAUCAUAUCUAAAACUAUAUUUUAAGAUACUCAACACUAUUAUUUAUCAUUUUAUUAUAUUUUGAGAACUUCUCAUAGAUAUCCUCAACUAAGAGCAUGAUUAUCCAGGUUGCUUAGGUAGAUUGCUUAGAUUAAUUUUGAUUAAAAGAAAAAGAAAAUUAUCUUUUAAUUCAAGCACCGUCGCUUAAUUAGGAACAAUAAGCUACGUUGCUUAUCUCCUUCUCUCUCUCAUCUCUAUCUCAGUUCUCUCCCCACUUCCUGAAAUCAAUAGAUUUCGAUUUCCAUGUUCCUUCUGAUCCCAUUUAUGUUUCUCGUGUAACCACAAAAAUGGAACACACUUUUAGUAGUCCUAUCUUUUUUUCAAGUCUCUGUUUUUUCUUUUUUUUUGGUAGUUGUGCCAUCUCUGAUUGUUUGCUUUUUGUUUAUGAUGGAAAUGCAGAUAACUUCUUGGGGUUUGAGGAGGUGGUCUCUUAUUCCCUGGAGGAUGGCCGGAUUCUAACAAAGCUAAAAUGGAAACCAUAGUCCACAAGUCGAUGAUCGCCGGAGUACAGAGCGUUAUGCCGGUGGAAGUGACGCAACACCGUGAAGUACGUUCCAUAUCCGUCGGAGAUCCCGUCGGAGCAGGAAUAUUCAGGAGAACACUAAACAUAGUUACGUACUACAAGCAAUCCGGUGAUAGUGGUGAGAGAGGGUGGUUAGUCGCCGGUUGGAUAAAGGAGUCGUUAGGGAGAGCCUUGACCGAGCAGCCUUUGCUUUGUGGUAGACUGCGGCGGAGGAGGACGGUGAAGGGAGAGGAAGAUGGUCUGGAGGUGGUGACCAACGAUAGUGGCGCUAGGCUGGUGGAGGCUAGGUUCCCGGCGAGUUUGCCGGAGUUUUUUGAAAUGGUGAAGAGAGACAAAAACAUAGCUGAAGCACAGACUGUCUUCUGGAGAGACAUUGAUGAAGUUGAUCCUCAGUUCUCUCCAUUGUUCUAUGUUCAGGUGACUAAUUUCGAGAGUGGUGGAUACUCAAUUGGGAUAAGCUGCAGCAUCCUAAUAGCUGAUCUCCUCAUUGAGACAGAUUUCUUGAAAAAAUGGGCUAAAAUCCAAAGCUCUUUGGCUCAUUCUCAGACCACACUCAAACCAAUCUUCUACCUCCCACCAGUCAAAAGAGAUAAAUUCAUCAAUGAACUUCCUAGGCCAGUCUCGGUUCUUGACCGCGGUGGACCCCUUGUAAUCCGGGCCAAAACAUGCUCGAAAACGCCACUAGCAUGCAUGAAAAAAUCUGUUAAAGCUGCUGAGGAUGUAUUCUUGUUCCUCAAGGAACAAAGCGCUGGCGAAAAUACUACUACUGAGCGUCAUGGUAUGAAGGUAGAGAUACACUCGAGAGAUGAAGCGAUUGGCGAUUGCGAUUGUGGUGACCAUUUGGAGGAGACAGAUGUUGGAUUACUACUUGAUGUGAGUUUAGCGUUCGAGGAUAAGUUUGAAUUCAAUUCAUGUUGGGUUGGGUCUGUCGCGAAAGGGCUUGUGCUUAUCGUCCCAUCUACUUUGGGAGGUACCAAGUCGCUUGUCAAAUUUAUUGCUGCAUCGCCAAAAAAUGCGACUCAUUAAUAUCAGUGGCAUUAUUAUUUAACUUUUUAUUGUAUGGUUUCUAAAAUUAAAUAAAUCGACGAUGAAAUAACUCCUUACAAAAAUAUGGUUUGUUAGAAUAAUGUCUUGAUAAUAUUUACGUAUUUAUCUUUUAAAACCAAGCA